Messenger RNA from Seminavis robusta, 1758 nucleotides. The record is from the annotation of a GenBank genome assembly. Lineage: Eukaryota; Bacillariophyta; Bacillariophyceae; Naviculales; Naviculaceae.
GUCAACGGUCCCAUAAGUGAGGGGGGGUGUUUUUAGAAAGAACAGAGGUGGACCUUAUCAACAGAGGCCCAGUCCUGGCCUGGAGCAAAAAGGGGGUAGCAUAUCUGGGGAACAGAAGCAGCCAAACGAGGGAUGACUGUACUAGAACCGACGCUUUCAUUGUCGGGAUCGUCGAAGUUGUGCGGAAGGUGGUCCCAUCACCUCAUCGCCAUUGGCUUGAAGUUUCGUAUCUUUCUUGAUUUGUGAGAGGUAGUUCGGGUAAUGUUCAAAAUACCGCGUCUUACCGAAAGAUCCAGCGACUGAAACUCGAAUCUGAUGGCAAAGACGCAAAGACGCCGUCGCCCCAAAUCGCCAAACCAAGAGCUUUGUUUCUAUGUCACGAUGUCCCGGUUACUGCGGUAUGCAUAGCACUGUUGGUACCGGCACUACCGCCGAUCAUUCGAGGCCGAGGACACUCAACAAACCAAAUCCAUUCAGCCAACAAUGCCGCAUCUGUUUGUCAAUCGUCCAUUCGCUCGUUUUCCCGAAGAUUUGCGCAACCAUUUCCGAUGGGAAAUCUUCAAUGCAAUUUGCUACUUGACAGGAGGCGUCAUCUUCAUCAUUGGGUCAGUCCUCUUUCUGCCUAAGUACGAAGAGUAUAUCCAUAUUGGAUCCUGGCUCUUCAUCAUUGGAUCCUUCCUUUACUUGAUUGUGUCUGGUCACGAUCUCCACAGGCUGAUGCAUGCUUCUAAUCCAAAGACUGUGGACGUGCUGGCAGCCAGCACGUAUUGUGCAGGAGGCCUUGUCUUUAUUGUGGGAAGCUAUCAGUUUCUUCCCUCUGUGGGUGCCUACAGAGCUGGAGCCUACAAUUUCAUUGCUGGAUCUCUGCUCUUCAUCUUUGGAGCAGUCUACAAUGCGAUUCAAAUCUUUGACUCUCCAACACGGGCGUCUGCUCUUUAUGCCAAUCUCACAGCCGUAUGCUACUUGAUUGGGUCGACACUCUUUCUCUCUGGUUCGGUGCCCUACUUGUGGAGCUUUGAAUCAGAGGAAGACGCUCAUCAACUCUAUCACUACCUGGGGAGUCAGUUCAUCCUAGGUUCUGUUCUCUUUCUCAUUGGCGGAUCCUUCAAUUUUUAUCGUGCGCACUUGAUCUUCCAACAUGCUCUCUCUACAUCCAAAGUUGAGUUCCAAAGCAAACAUAUGGAGGUAGUGUCGUCAGAAUACCACGGGUCCUCUCUGGAAGAAAUGCCGCGUGCAACAGUUUCGUAACAGUCUAGCUGGCGCAUGGCAAAGUUGGCAUGGGGGGACCUUCAAGAUGAAGAUGGAGGAAGGAUUGCGUCCGUCAGGAGGGGAGCUAGAGCUGUGGACAGAGAAACAAUCAGCUGGAUAGUUCGACAAGAGACAUGCGGCUUCAUGCUCGUUUCCAGAUUUGCUUGUGUUGCGACUCAAGAUACCAGUUUAGCUAGAUAGUCUUGAGACAGCGUGUUACUAGUAGGGGCAAUCUUUCAAGUUCUCUCCAAAUACUGCUUCUCUCCAGAUACUACCAAAGGCUACCGGUAAUGAUACGGUAUCGGCUCCUUCUCCUGAGGAUCUAGUUCAAGGCAGGCGAGGAGAGUGGCUGACCUGUCAAACUCGUUUCUGUUGCACAUAUUCAUAUUUGGCAAGGCUGAUUAUAUAUUUGGAGUGCAGAAAACAUUGUAUGGACGGCAACGAAUGGAGACCAAACCAUCGGUAACAAAGGUCUAGAUAUAUAGUAGUAAAUGCAGUUUGAUCAAGGUU